AUAUAGGAGGCGGGUGAGAGCGGAGACGCAGUAACAACGAGAUCCCCGCUGGUGUAUCAGAGCAGCAGCCUCCGCAGCCAAGGCCCACCGACAUGAAGUCCCUGCUGUCGUUCCUCAUCCUAAGCCUGGCAAUUGCCGGAACACUGGCUGGAUACGGCUACGGAAUCGGAUAUGGUCUUGGUUACGGCCUCGGCUACGGUGGAUACGGCCUCGGCUAUGGUGGCUAUGGUGGCUACGGCUUCGGAGGCUACGGACUUGGAUAUGGUGGAUACGGUGGAUACGGCGGAAUCGGCGGAUACGGCAUAGGUGGAUACGGCCUUGGCUACGGAGGAUACGGUGGAUUUUACGGCUAAUUGUCGGGCCCCUCACCACGAGAAGUUCGGCAAAAUAAACCAUUUUAAGCAUGGUG
This is a messenger RNA of Dermacentor andersoni, 409 nucleotides long. RefSeq lists its product as uncharacterized. The record is from RefSeq and is a predicted model, not a curated record. NCBI's taxonomy places the organism in Eukaryota, Metazoa, Arthropoda, Arachnida, Ixodida, Ixodidae.